Molecule: messenger RNA, 1698 nt
Organism: Penicillium macrosclerotiorum
Lineage: Eukaryota; Fungi; Ascomycota; Eurotiomycetes; Eurotiales; Aspergillaceae
Product: epsin
Exons: 4
Coding region: 1-1698 (565 amino acids)
Biological process (GO): endocytosis; actin filament organization
Cellular component (GO): plasma membrane; clathrin vesicle coat; endosome
Molecular function (GO): clathrin binding; phospholipid binding
Source: RefSeq, a predicted model, not a curated record
AUGUCGAAGGUCGUUCGGAGUGUCAAGAAUGUCACAAAAGGAUAUUCCUCGGUGCAGGUCAAGGUCCGAAAUGCUACUAGCAAUGAUCCUUGGGGCCCAACCGGCACCGACAUGUCCGAGAUUGCGGCCAUGACUUUCGGGAGCCCGAACGAGUUCUACGAGAUCAUGGACAUGAUCGAUAAGCGUCUCAACGAUAAAGGCAAGAACUGGCGCCACGUGCUUAAAUCGUUGAAGGUACUGGACUACUGUCUGCAUGAGGGAUCGGAGUUGGUCGUCACAUGGGCACGCAAGAAUGUCUACAUUAUCAAAACCCUGCGCGAGUUCCAAUAUGUUGAUGAAGAGGGCCGGGAUGUGGGACAGAAUGUGCGCGUGGCGGCCAAAGAACUCACUGCACUGGUUCUGGACGAGGACCGAUUGCGCAGCGAACGAUCGGAUCGCAAGCUCUGGAAGACUCGUGUGAACGGCCUCGAUGAUGGCUAUGGAGGAUCUGGAAGCGAACCGCCCCGCCGGGAACGUCGAAAGCGUCACGACGAUGAGGACGAUACCGAAUACCGACUAGCAAUUGAAGCCAGCAAGGCCGAGGCCGAGGAGGAGCGCAGGCGUCGGGCUAAGGAUGCGAACAAUGAGGAAGAUGAGGAUCUGGCCAAAGCCAUCAAGCUUAGCCGGGAAGAAGAAGAGCUACGGAAGCGGGAGUUGGAGGAAAACAACGCACACGCACUCUUCGACGACACCCCCGCACAGGUUCAACCGACUGGAUACAACCAGGGAUACCAGCAGCAGGGUGCCGUGGACUGGUUUGGCAACCCAAUCAAUGUUCAGCAACCCAUGACAACUGGAUUUUUGAACAACCAAUAUGCGCAGCCGACUGGAUUCCAAGGCCAGCCUACAGGCAUGAAUCCUUACCAAAAUGGAUUCCAGCAGCAGCAACCCGGCGUUUUUGACCAGAGUGCCUAUGGACAGCCUCAAAACAACUUUUUGCAGCCCCAGGCUACUCUCCAACCCCAGCAAACCGCAUUUAGCACCAACAACCCAUAUGGACCCCCGGAUGUCUUCGGACAGCAACCUCAGCAGCAACAGCAGCCUCAGGAAAACUACCAGUCCGCUGGUAGCAACAACCCCUGGGCUGCUAACCAGCCUGCGGAUGCAUUGAAGCCCAUGCCAACUGGCUCAAACAACCCCUUCGCUCAACGCACUCAGCCCCAGUUCACCAACCCGCCCCCGAAGACUGGACCUCCAUCCCUCAACACCCUGGCCGAAGAUCGCGCUACCAACCAAUUUAACAACAACCAAUAUAGCCAGAUGAACACAUCCCAGUUCAACCAACAGCCCAGUCAGCCCAACCCAAUCGCCAAUUUCCAGGCCCCACAGCCACCAAAGAGCACUCCCCCGCAGCCUUCAGACCCUCAUCAUGCUCGCCUGAAUGCUCUCCUUGCAUCGGGAGAGGGCCAGGAUACUUUCGGCAACGUUGGAGACCUGCGAAUCCCCGCGCAACACACGGCACCGGGCACAUUUGUCAACUCUGCUGGUCAGGGCCUGGAACGUCUGCGCGUCGCUCAGACCGGAAACAACCCAUUUUUCGGUCAGCAGUACACUGGCGUGCCCCAACAGACAGGGUUUGUGCAGCAGCAGCCGAACAGCAACCCUUGGGGUGGCCAGCAACAGCCACAGCAGCAUGGCGGCAGCUUGAUCGAUCUGUAG